Molecule: messenger RNA, 384 nt
Organism: Hydatigera taeniaeformis
Lineage: Eukaryota; Metazoa; Platyhelminthes; Cestoda; Cyclophyllidea; Taeniidae
Source: the annotation of a GenBank genome assembly
UAUCGAUACUCCAAGGCCCUAUUCGUGUUGACUUGGGAUAUGCACCUGGUUGAGUAUGAGCUCAUUGUCACUCACAACGAAUCCGAUGAAAAAGUUAGUCAGGAUAGUCCAAUAAAGCUGCGCUGCUCGCCACUAGGUCAGUGGCACUUGCACGCCGACUCGACGCCGCGAAUGCCGCCUCUCUCGAUCACGCACCCCUUGGUUAGUCUCUUUCUACCACUGUCACCGCUAUCCACAUCGUCUUCUGCAUCAACUGCGGCUACCACUGCCACAGGCCUCGAGGACAUCUUCGAAUCUCGAUCGGGUAUGCAGUGCCUUGUUCGCACUAGUCAGUUGGCUGUCUUCUUCCUCACCACCUGUUCCCCUUCGUUCCCAAUGGUCUGA